Fonsecaea multimorphosa CBS 102226 is the source of this 1878-nucleotide messenger RNA. RefSeq lists its product as uncharacterized. The coding region runs from base 1 to 1878 and encodes 625 amino acids. Lineage: Eukaryota; Fungi; Ascomycota; Eurotiomycetes; Chaetothyriales; Herpotrichiellaceae. Gene Ontology annotation, cellular component: cytoplasm; mitochondrial inner membrane. The record is from RefSeq and is a predicted model, not a curated record. Gene Ontology annotation, biological process: 'de novo' pyrimidine nucleobase biosynthetic process; pyrimidine ribonucleotide biosynthetic process. The transcript has a single exon. Gene Ontology annotation, molecular function: dihydroorotate dehydrogenase activity.
AUGAAACACUCAGCUGCGAGGUUGCUCCUUAGAGCUCCGCGACCACGUCUACCAGCUCAUCCGUCGCUGAUCCGGCCUCGAGUCUUUAACAUUCCACUCCGCAGACAUGCUUCCACCUCUGAAGAAAGGCCAACCUUUACGUCUCGACUGGUCGAUGUUCUGUAUGGCGCCACUCUAGUUUUCGGCCUUGGCAUUAUCUACUUCUAUGUCACCGAUACUCGAGCAAGCAUUCAUCGUUACGUGGUCAUCCCAGCCCUGAGACUGGUAUAUCGAGAUCCUGAAGAGGCACACCACGCUGGCAAUGCCAUUCUCAAAUCACUAUGGGACUUUGGCCUCCAUCCACGGGAACGAGGUGACCCCGAUCAGCAGCACGAUCUUGAAGUGGAGGUCUUUGGACAGCGUCUGCGAAAUCCAAUCGCCACUUCUGCAGGUAUAGACAAGCACGCCGAUAUUCCGGAUGUGCUGUUUGACAUCGGUCCAUCGAUCAUAGAAAUAGGAGGAACGACGCCACUGCCACAAGAGGGCAAUGCAAAGCCUCGCGUGUUCCGUUUGACAUCACAACAAGCCAUGAUCAACAGAUACGGCCUAAACUCGGAAGGUGCUGACCAUGUGGCUAUGAGACUGAGAAACAGGGUUAGAAAGUUUGCACAUUCCCUAGGCCUCGGUGAUGAUGAGAUUGCAGAAAAGGCUGUACUUGAUGGCAUCGCAGGCGUUCCUCCUGGAAGCUUGACUCCGGGGAAACUGCUUGCUGUCAAUAUUGCCAAGAACAAAUUCACUCCAGAGGAUGAUGUCGAGGCUGUCACUAACGACUACGUGUAUUGUGUCGACACGCUUGGACCAUAUGCUGAUAUCCUAGUUGUCAACGUUUCCAGUCCCAAUACUCCGGGUCUUCGCUCGCUACAACAGUCCGACAAGUUGCGAAAGAUCUUGAGUGGAGUGGUGAAUGCAGCUAGGUCUGUAGAGAGGCGCACGCGGCCCUAUGUGAUGGUUAAAGUGAGCCCAGAUGAGGAUUCCGAGUCGGAAAUUGCGGGCAUAUGUGAUGCGGUCUGGGCUGCCGGUGUAGAUGGAGUUAUCGUGGGGAACACCACGAAUCGUCGACCGGAGCCACUUACUCACUUGAAAAGCUUUUCUCCAGUCGAGGAACAGAACCUGCUUCAAAAGGGAGGAUUUUCUGGACCCCACCUCUUUGAGAGAACGGUUGAUUUGGUGAAGAAAUACAGGAAACUUUUGGUAGAGAAGCCUGCGUCGGUCGAUGCAUCAAACACUCCGACCAUAAGGAAAGGGGCGCUGGAAGCUGAAGCGGAUCGGAUCAAGGCUGCUCUGGACUCCAGCCCUGAAGAACCCGGCCCUGCUGACAUACCCAUCUCAGGCUCGGACAAAAUUACUGCAUCUGUUGACACUGGCGUUGUGCCAGCCAGUGGUAUGCUUGAACAGGAUAGUGCGGACAAGAAACCUCUCAUCAACCUUCCCGGCGAUCGUCAAUAUGACAAGCCGCCAGCGGAAACAGAAAACCCCAAGGUCGCAGAUGUGCCCGCACCUGAUGCAGAAGAACGUCUAGCGGAAGAGAAGAAACAGCUCAAGUCGAUUCAGGAGGCUAUCGAGCGACUUCCUCCUCGGGCACAGCGUGACGCCCUCGACCGACUUGAAGCUGUUCCAGCCCAUCUGGAAUCUAUCGAUCAGCCCAAAGCCAUUUUCGCGACUGGAGGAAUCACUAACGGCAAACAAGCUCUUGAAGUUCUCAACGCGGGCGCCAAUGUGGCCAUGGUUUAUACUGCCUUGGUUUAUGGAGGCAUUGGGACAAUAUCACGAAUCAAGGAUGAGAUGCGGGAAGAAAUGAAACGGCAGGACCAAGAAAAACGCUCGAAGGCUCAAAAUUAG